GGAGUACUUUCUCCGAAAGGAUACCGUAUCCGUCCUCCCGCCGCCGUGCUAGUUUCUCCUCGUUAUCUUCACUGCCUUCUGGCUUCAGUCCCUCAGCUUCUCCAGACACUGCAAUUCAUCAGCCCCCGGUCGGAAUCAUUCUUCUGCUGCUCAUCAGUGCCCUCAGCUUGAAGCGCUUGGUCCACCAAUGGCGUCAAUCAACUUCAAUCCUUUCGAGAGCUGGUUCUCAAAACCCCCGAACCCAGUCCCUCCCGUGAGCCUUCACUCCUUCGCUCAAUCCCUCUUCCCAAAAUCGCCGAGCCCACCAAAUUUCGCCUCCGUCAGCUCCAGUAUGUUCGGAAAGAACCCGAAGAAACCCGAAAAGGAACCCGACGAGCCCGGCCCUUACACCCAAAUGCUGGAACAGUUCUUCUGGGAAUGUGAGAACUUGCCCGAUUACAGGCACACCCCGGAGGUGGAGGAGAUCCUCAACGAAGAUCCCAUUUUCGUGAAAAAGGAGAAUCCCACCGAGGAGGAGGUUAAGGAGAACGAGCAAUGGUGGAAAGACUUCAGGUCAAGCCCGAUCGUGCAGUUCAUGGCCAGGUGCGAGGAAAUAAAUGAUAAGCUUAAUGAAAUGGAGCUCAAAGAGAAUGAGAAUCCCUAUAGGGAUGAGGACAAGAAGCUGUGGAAGGCAAUACCCCACGUUCCUGGGCUUGAUGGUCGGCCCAUGCCACGAAAAGCAAUAAAGACAAGGGAAGAGAGCGACGACAAAUUCUGGGAUUUUGCAAGGCAGUUUUUCUUUGGGCUGUGGGGGUUCCGGCAACGACCUUACCCGCCCGGGAGGCCCAUCGAUGUUGCUCAGGCCAUCGGUUACAAGCGGCUCGAGAAGCGGUACUAUGAUUUCAUCAUGAGGAGUGGUGGAUUCUACUAUAAGGACCGCCUGGGCCGUACACGUGGUCCCACGGAGUUGAUUCAACUAAAGACCGCAUGGGGUGCCGGUAUAAUCGACAAGGACACGUUCAUCUGGGGUGAGGACAUGGAUGAAUGGGCUCCCAUUCACAUGGUUUAUGGGCUUGAACCCGCAAUUGCAACAUGGGAAGUGAGACUUGGAGCUGCUGCAACAGCUUUCAUUCACAAGCUACAAAAGGGAAUACCUCCUUGGGUUCCUCUCAAGGGGCAGGAGAAGAAAACUUACAAGCAGCUCCAAGAGGAAGCUAUAGAGAGCAAGAGACGCGACCUUGCAGUUCUGAAAGCUAAUGAUGGGAUUUGGCCGGGAGUUCGAAUCCCGAGUCAUGCCCUGUUUCUCUGGGCCAGUGGCCCAGAAUUGACUCCAACUUUGGAAGCUGAUCACAUGCCAAACAAAUACAUCCCUAAAGAUUUAAGAAAGCAGUUGGCUAAAAUAAUCCCAGGAUUGAGGCCGUGGGAGGUUCUGAGCGUUGAACAGGCAAUGGAUCAGAUAACAUAUGGUGGAGAAUGGUACCGUGAGCCUCUUGGUUCUUACACGACAGGCCCUCCUUACAUCCGGCAUUGGAAUAAGGACGUUAAGAGGAUGUUUAGGAUUUUCUUCAAUCUCAGCACCCGGGUGUACAACAAGUUAGAGAGGACAAUUCCUGGUUUCGACAAGAUAAUGGAGCGAGUGAAUGCUGACGCAGCUGCAAGAGAAGCCAAGCGGAAGGAGAGGAGGGGAGCGCAGAAGAAAGCUGAGGAAGAGGUGGCCCUGUUGGGUCGAGUCGAAAAAUAAUAACCAUAUAAUUCAGAAAGGAGAAAUUGCUCUCUCUAUCCGUCCCCCUUGGAUAGUUUUGUGAUUGCGGUAAUGUAACAGAGGGGAAAUAAGUUGAUGUCAAACUUGUUCGGUUUGUUGAUAGAUUCUCAAGAGUUUUGCAGAGCAGCGUAUGUGUAGAGAUUUGACUGCUCAUCGUGUAGCUCCCUCUCUUUAGAUAAACAGAAGGAUGAACCGAGCAGUCUGCCUAUUUCAUCUUCCUCCUUUGAUGAACCUGUUUGUUUAAGAAGCCGAGGCUGACCUGUUUACUUA
Molecule: messenger RNA, 2011 nt
Organism: Punica granatum (pomegranate)
Lineage: Eukaryota; Viridiplantae; Streptophyta; Magnoliopsida; Myrtales; Lythraceae
Source: RefSeq, a predicted model, not a curated record